GCACUGCCUUCCGUCACAGCCUGCUACGUUCAAAUCGUUCCAAUUGCUAAUUAUGUACUUCUGUGUCCUUCUUGUCCGUUAAAUUUUUAUUCCUUUCUUAUCAAUCGUUCCUAGCACUUUUUGCCUCGUAAUGUGCGCCCAAAGCGAGUUACACGACUAUUCAGGGUGCUGCUGCGUCGCAAAACUUUCUCCUUCGUUAUCCUUUUGUAUUUGCAUAAAAAAUAGUUCGUUCUGAAACUUGGUCACUCUUUUAUGACGAAUACCAUCCGUUGCUUUAGUCAACAACGAAUUUGCAUUCUUCGUUGCGUAACGGACAAACUAAAGAAGUAUCAAACGGGUCAGUCUGGGUUCGAACAUUAAGAGAACCUUUCGCUCGUCUAUUCAUUCUUACGUUUGCCUCGAUGAUUCAAACGUUCCAAGGUGCGGAAUACAUAUAAUCGUAGUUCUUCUGUGCGUCUAAACCAAAUAGCUAUAUAACUAAGAAACGUCGAACUAUAUAUACUUCCAUUUAAUCCCAAAAUUAAUUCGGAUUGUAAUUAAUUAUAUUGGUAACAGCAACAACAAGAACGAUAAUAAUAAUAAUAAGAAGAAUAAUAAUAGUAGUAAAAAGGAGAAGAAAAAGGGAAAUUAACUAUGGCGUAAGUCGUAAAAAUAACGACAGACCGUAACCGUAGAUAUAAAGCUGAAAUUUAAGUUGAAAAGCAGUAAAUCGCCGUCCGUUGUUUUCAUGCACCGCACGACGUAACAGAUUUAAUAGCCUGAAAUUUUCUCAUCGAUUCGGCUAAUACGACUAACACGGCUAAUACGGCUAAUCCAGCUAAUACAGCUAAUCCAGCUAAUACGGCUCGUAGCUGCCAUCAAAUUAUCGUUGCGCUUAAAAUAUUCACCGCGCAAUCCCCUCGAUCCAAAUGUCUGUCACUGAUCAUGCAAUUAAACAUACCGCGAAAUAUAUCGAAAAAUCGUUGCAGUUUCUCAUAAGUCCUCAUCCAAAAGGACGAUUUUCAGCAUUCUGGCUACUUUUCCUUCCACCAAACAGUUAUAUCGAUACCGAUUAAUCAAUCAUCGCUGAUAUUCGGAAACUUGACUUUCUUCCGCUUCCUUCUCUUUGCUUUGUCUUUAAACGUGUCUUUAAACGAAAAUACUCACGUUGAAAGGAGUACGAAAUCGAUAGACUUUUUAAAAGCUCGCCAUUGUCCAUCCCGUUUUCGGUGCUAUAAUCGUUAUCGAUAGGUUUGGCGCGCUUCGAUUAUCGCUUCGCUCUACGGUUGUGACGUAACUCAUCUAAUAAAUCAUGAAAGUUUUGAGACGUUAAAAUUCUUACGAGCACCGGUAGAAAGCUGGUAAUAAAAAUAACACGAUUACAGCGACCUUUUAAACACGAAAAAUCCGGCAAGUACAGUAUCUCUCUUUGUCAAACUUUCGCCAUUACGCAGCGUAUUUUCGUAUUUUUUGAAACUGAACGUUUGAACUUUUGACAAAUUCUCUUCAUUUUCCAUAAUUUUGCACGCGGUUAGCCUCGAUCGUAAUUAACAAAAAUAUUUUCUUUCGUUGGUAAUACCGGCGGAUGCGGUAUGCGUGCAUCGGCUGCGACGAAGUUACCGUCUGUUCACGCGGACCAUGGUUUAUGGAUUUGCCCGACAUCGAAGAGAGUCGGCGAGAUAAACACGCGUAAGUGCGUAUACGCGUGCCGCGAACCCAGAAAACGUGACUCUCGCGAGUUGCCGGCGAACGUUUGCCAGGCAACCGUAAUUCCUUCGAUUCGAUUUAACCGGAGUACCAGUGGAAACGAGGCGACCAACAUUUUUGCCGCUCUAUGUGAGGUUAGCGUCGCGAGAAGUGGCCAAUAAGGAGAAACGUGAAUCGUCGCACGCACUCCAACAAAGACCACUAAUCGGCGAGCGUUCCAGAGAUAAAAGAAAAACUAUUUCGACGAAUGUAUUGGCUUGGCAACUAAGUGAUUGCGGAUUUUGUCAAUACCAUCUAAUGACAAAACCCGCAAUCACUUAGUUGCCAACUCAAUAGAACCGUGGACGAUGAAACUCGAUUGGAAAGACCGCACGAACCAGCUUCGCACCUCGUUCAGCUGUUAAAACGAAUCCUGGAAAUUGGAGGAAUUUUCGCAUAGCGUAAUUUCGUUGAUGCAUUUUUCUGAUUCGUCGCUGCUCCUGUUGACGAUACAAUUACGCUAGGCUACAGCGAUGGCACGCUCUUUCUACAAACCGGCUAGGAAAGGGGGUACAAUACCUAUAUAAAGCUUGAAUGAAGAUGCUCCCAGCUAUUCACUCUCACCUUUCUCACAAGCGUGUGCACGACGCAAAUCUUCCGCACGAAUCACGAGGGAAGAUCGGCUUCGUGUUCGUCUCCCGUCAAAAGGAUUUCGCUGCGAGGUUACAGGUAAAGAGGAUGAAGAAGAUCGCAGCGUUGCUGACCGUUGCUGGUCUCGUGGCCGUAGCCGUGUGCCAGGAAUACAUGCCAGGUGGACAUGCGUUGUUCGUGAGAACGUCAUCAUCCGCAGUCGCACACUCGAGAAUCCAGCGAGCUGCCCCGGUAUCGGCCGCAGACGUGAUGGCGCAAAAUAUCCUAGAGUGGAUUCAAGGGAUCUACCGACAGGGCGCACGUAAACCCCGUCAGCAGUCGGAUCCUCCAGGAUAUCUACCGCCGUAUAGCACGCAAAGACCACCGGAGAAACCUCGACCUUUCCAAGCGCCCUCGACCAGCCAGCAACCAACCUACACGACUCCUACUCAGAACCAGGCGACGAAUUAUCCUUACCAGAGACCGUCACCGAACGUCGAUUCGUCAUCCGGUCAGUCGACCGUACAAUCAUCGCCGUUCUCCACCCAAAGAUCGACGUAUCUUCCACCGAACAACCAAUCACCCUACGUACCAUCCUCUUACAAUCCUCGUCCUACCACGACACCGUCCUAUUCGAACGCUGGCUCUUCCGCUUUCCCGCCGUAUAGCUCCACUCCUCAGCAACCCUCCGCUUCCGCUGGAAUCUCGACCAGUUACGGUUACUCGACACCAGGCUUCACCACCAGUGCACCCGGUAGAUUCUCCACGCCAUCCGGUUUCUCCACUACUUAUGGCUAUUCGACUCAAAGGCCGAGUCCUACCUACGUGCCAUCCGCGCAAGGAUCAGCUUUUAACGAUGGAUAUACCAUAACCAACGGUUAUCCGACCGCUGGCGCCGGGGCCAAUUCCUACGAUCAAAGUGGCACGGCUGGAUAUCCUUCCUCGCCGAGUAGCUACCCUUCCUCUACUCCUGGCGGAGCGUUUCCUCCUCAAAAUACCGGCAGUGCAGCCAGCGGAACCAAUGUCGUGAAACCCCCUGGAACCUCUUCGAUCGGAGUUGCUACCGGCCCUGGCGGAGAAGAAUCGAGCGCUUCUGGAACGGGCGAGGGAAACGCGGAAGACGAUGACUUGAAACACCCGCCGCAUAUUCACGCUCUCGAUGUCGAGUGUGGCAAGACUAUGAUGACUAUCAACAUUGAGUUCAACCGCGUCUUUGACGGAGUCAUUUAUUCUAAGGGAUUCUAUACGAAUCCAGAUUGCAGGUACGUGGCACAGAAUUCCGGACAAACUCGAUAUUCGUUCACGUUGAAUCUAAAUUCCUGCGGCACCCAAUUCAUCAACGAUUUCGCGGGGCAAGCUGGCCAAGCAUACUUGGAGAACGUACUCGUCUUACAGAACGAACCAGGUAUACAAGAAGUUUGGGACACGGUACGCAGAGUUCGUUGCCUCUGGGAAGGAAACAUCAAUAAAGCCUUGACGGUUAACUUCUCCGUGGACAUGUUGAAUCAAGAAACAGUAACGUUCAGCGGUGACACAGCGAGCGCUAAGUUGGACAUACAAGUGGGAAGGGGACCGUUCGCGCCUACUGCCGAUGGCCUCGUUAAGAUCGGAGAGACCAUGACUUUGGUCGUUUCCGUAGAAGGAGAUCCCGCCUUCGAUCUUCAGGUUCGUGACUGUAUCGCUCGCGACGAAUCUUCCACUAACACGUUACAACUGACGGACGAAAUGGGAUGUAUAUUGAAACCUAAAUUAUUCGGUGCAUUCCAAAAGACGAACGAUACGGGAAAUACGGGGGCAUCGAUUAUCGCGUACGCGUACUUUCAAGCUUUUAAAUUCCCCGAUGUGAUGGACCUGUUCAUCGAAUGCAACGUGGAAUUGUGCAAGACCGAUUGCGAACCAUGUUCAAAUACCAAUCAGCAAAUCGAACCGGGUAGACGGCGACGAUCGAUAAUGUCGACAUCGACAAACACGACAUCGAACAGUUCGGCCGUGCCACUCUCGGAUCCGAUACGCGUCGCUCGUGGCUUCAAAGUAAUCAUGGUGGAGGACUUGAGCAAAGCUAGCAACCAAGUUUUGGAACAGCUCGAGGAAACUGCCGUUGAGGAAGUUGCAAGAAGCUCAAUGAACGUUUGCAUGACAUACAGUGGCUUUUAUACCGCGAUCUCGUUUUUCUUGACUACCAUUCUCGUCACUACUAUCAGUGCGGUUACGCUUUACGUCAAGUUGCAACGAGUAUACGAAUCGAAAGUCAUCUAUUCGUAGGAAUUUCACUCGGUAUCGACAAAUGGUCACGGCUGAUCGACUGACGUUACGAUCACGACUAUCCGUUAGCGUUCGUAUCUUUCGUUACAAGCUAUCGGCUUCCUAACGUGCCUGUCUUUCGUAUUAGGUUUCAUCUUCAUCGCUUGUAAUCUAGAAUGACAAGCUGCACACAAGAGAGAAUCGAUGACGCGAAAAACAUUUUAUCGCAGUAUAGCAUCCUUGCGACAUUUCUCGGGGGGUAAUAACCACGUAUUUUCACUUUAUUUAUAUCGGUUAUAUCACAUAGUUUCGUUUUAAUACUGGUAAUGUCAAUUUCACGCCAUAUUUCUCUUGUGCCGAAGUUUCAGAUAUCCAACUGCCGUACUUCAAUAAAACUAAAAUUAAGUUUUUUAUUUUAAACACGAAGCGAC
Molecule: messenger RNA, 4967 nt
Organism: Bombus huntii
Lineage: Eukaryota; Metazoa; Arthropoda; Insecta; Hymenoptera; Apidae
Exons: 10
Coding region: 2260-4557 (765 amino acids)
Source: RefSeq, a predicted model, not a curated record